Zea mays is the source of this 786-nucleotide messenger RNA. RefSeq lists its product as uncharacterized. NCBI's taxonomy places the organism in Eukaryota, Viridiplantae, Streptophyta, Magnoliopsida, Poales, Poaceae. The coding region runs from base 39 to 503 and encodes 154 amino acids. The transcript is spliced from 3 exons. The record is from RefSeq and is a predicted model, not a curated record.
GUCAGGGCGUUCUCCCCUGCUCCUCACGAACGACGCCGAUGCUCAACAACCUGCGCGACCUCCGGGGUUGUUGCGGUCCUCCUCGCUUCCUUCCCCUGGGAUUUAUCUACUGUCCGCAGCUCCUCCUCCUUCUCGUUUCGAUUCACCAGAGCCAAGACCAAACGCCAUCGCCUGAACGGAAGAGAGAGCCAAGAGCAGGGAGCGUCCGCCAACGCCGUUUCUGUCCACGCCUGAGGCUCGAGGGUCCGCGACGAGUUUGGGAGCUUCUCUGCGUUGCUUGGAAGGUGCUUGUGGCCAGGGGUGGAAGAAUCGACCACUGGGGCAGCCGGAAUUUCUCACCUAACAUCGGGCUCCUCCGCGCUCGGCGGGCAGAGUGCAGCGUCGCGCUAAUCACGUUUCCUUUCAACUUCUCCAAAGUAACCCAGCUUCGUCAUCAUGGCAACAGUAUGUUCAGCUUCGGUAGCAGGAGCACCUUCAUCAGUAGCUUUCUCUGUCACAACUAGACCUGACUGUCUCAUAACUUCGGAAAUUGGAGCUGUCUUGGUGGCCUCGGUUUCCUCUCCUUCACGAGUCACCCUUGCAGUCGAGCGCACUCUGGCCAUCUGAUGGAUUUUUUGCGGUUUUUACAAAGUUGAUGAUACUUUUUGCAGUUUUGAUGAAGCUCACUCUUUUGAUGAAGUUAACUCUAAAUGAUGAAGUGUUCGCUUGACAGCGCAGUGAAAAAGCUUCGGCUGUGGUUAAAUUUUUUAACAGCACAACGGUGCAAUGGCAAUGAAUGUUGUGAUA